CGAUUUGUUACACUCGGUUAAUAGGACACGAUAAAUAGCGGUUUGAAUUCAGCAUCCCGCUCGGUUUUGUUUCAGUGUUGAUUUCACAAACGAGCGUCCGUAACUUUCAAAUCAAUAUAGAUGCGUAUCCUCUGCAUCAGAGACAACCUUGAGCUUCCGCACACAUAUAUUCCUUGUGAUGUCACAGCCGCAAUUUCAGCCACCCCCAGGGCAAUACCCGCCCCCUCAGGCGCAGUACCCACCCCCACAACAGGGCUACCCACCCCCUCAGCAGGGCUACCCACCCCCUCAGACGGGAUAUGCGCCCCCACCAGUUCAAACAGUCGUGGUGGCCCAGCCUGUGGCUAUGUGCGGGGCCCCCGCGAUGCGGGAGUGUCCGGCCAGGGUCACCUGUGCCUCCUGUCGUGCUGAUAUCGUGACGGGUACAACGUUUGAGACGGGGAUGUUGACUUGGCUCAUUGCUGGAAUCCUCUGUCUGUUUGGAUGCUGGCCAUGCUGUUUGAUUCCGUUCUGUGUUGACGGAUGUAAAGACGUCAUCCACACUUGUCCAAACUGUAAAGCCCAAGUGGGCGUAUACCGGCGCAUGUGAACGGAACGUGCCCAUUUCACAAAAUAUCAGUAAAACGUCAUGGGAACCGAGCGUGCCCUCUUCACAAAAUAUCAGUAAAACGUCAUUGGAACUGAACUUGCCCCCUUCACAAAAUAUUGAUAAACGUCGUGUGUAGAUUGAAUAGCACUUGUUGUGGUUCAUAAUACUUGUGUGUGUAUUGAUGACAAUGUUCAUGGACACUUGAUACAAACAAUGUCACGAUGCGAGAUCCCUGCAGCUCACCGUUUGUUCCUCCGCUCCACCACGUUCUUUUUAAUGGUGAACAUUACAUUGUUUUACAGUGGCUCAAUGUCAAGUGUAAAUCUGGAUUCACAAUAUUUUUGGAAUUCUAUGAUUUUAGGUUUGAAUGUUAAAAUUUUUAUAUUAUCAACAAUGCAUCAAGCAUAAAAUCACCAAGUAAUUGUGUAUCAUAACCAAUGAUGAUACAUUUCGUCAUAUUAAUUAUAGUCAUCACGUGACUAGCUUUCGCACAAUACGAUGUGUAGGUAAAAGAGUUAGUUUACAUGUACCAUCAUGUACAUUUCAUUUAUAUUAGUAUAUACUUCUUUAAGGAGGCACUCUACAUCGUCACAUUGGCUGACUUCCUUUUAAAACAUGGAUGAAAAUAUAGAUAUCAGCAAUAUUUGUAUAUUCGUUUAAAAAAUCAUCGCCUAGCUGAGUAGCUCAGUAGGUUAGCACGUCGACUGGUGAGCUAUAGAUCCCGGGUUCAAGUCCAGCAGAGUUUUAUUUUUUUUCUCUCUCCAGAUUUGUUUCUACUAAAACUGCAUUUUUUGACUAAAUUAAGUAAAUUUGAAAAUUUUCAGUUUCAAAAUAUUGUUGAACAUAUCCUUCGCUUUUCAUCCACAUCAAAUUUCUCUGGUGUAGUAUACCUCCUUAAAAUAGUACGAGAGUAUUUAAUAUGGUAAAUUGACUCAUAACGUCCAAUAGCGAGAACAUGAAUUGGUGAAUGUACUGUUGAUCCAAACACAUGUAGAUCAAUCAAGGUAUUAAAAGCGCUUGCAAUCAUAUUUUUGAUGUGCGAAAUGAUCACAGAUACAUAUACUGUAUAGCGGGGUUUUUUCCCCGCGAGUCUAAAGCGAUUUGAUUGCUCAAAUGUAUGCUAAUAAUUUUAGCAGAAUAAAAUUUGGUGGACAAGGAAGGGUUUUCUCUCUUGCAAAUCUUGAAGUCGCAUUUGGGUGCAUAUUGGGCGAGUGAAAUUUUAGAGGAAAGCUAUCUAACCGCUAAAUAAGCCAAAUUUAUCACCCUGAUAAAAAAACACCGCUAUACGGUAUAUAUAAAUUUUCUUUAGACUUCUAUCUAUUCUAAAAAUGUAGACAAAGAUUUAAUUCUUAACCAUUUUCCCCUCCACAUAAUCAGACUAGUGUUCUGAUUAAGACUAGCCUUUUAUUACAUCAAGUUGUUACAUAAAUGUAUUUUACAUCAUGCAGUUUUAUACCCAUAAAAUAGAAUUUGUGGUAUUCCUCCUAACUGCUGAUGGUCGAAUGUGGUUUAUAUCUUUUGAUUUUAUAAGUUGGUAUUUUGGAAUUACUUCACAUAUGAGCGAUAUUUCUGACUGACUAACUGCCUGAUUUCGUCGAAUGAUCCCCACAUAACGGUGAAGUGGUUGUAUGAUCCCCACAUAACGGUUAAGUGGUUAAACAUUACCGCAUGAUGGUUAAGGGGUCGAAUGUUCCCCACGUGAUGUAAAUAGUUGAAUGGUCCACACAUGACAAUUAAAUGGUUGAAUAAUCCCCACAAAGCAGUUAAGUGGUUGAAUGACCCCCACAUAACGGUUAAGUGGUUGUAUGUUCCCCUCAUAACGGUGAAGUGGUUGACAUCCCCACAAAACGGUUAAGUGGUUGAAUGACCCCCACAUAACAGUUAAGUGGUUGAAUGACCCCCACAUAACAGUUAAGUGGUUGAAUGACCCCCACAUAACAGUUAAAUGGUUGAAUGACCCCCACAUAACGGUUAAGUGGUUGUAUGUUCCCCACAUAACGGUGAAGUGGUUGACAUCCCCAUAAAACGGUUAAGUGGUUGAACAUCCCCACAAAACGGUUAAGUGGUUGAAUGACCCCACAUAACGGUUAAGUGGUUGAAUGACCCCCACAAAACGGUUAAGUGGUUGAACAUCCACACACAUGAACGUACAUGUAAGUGUAUAUAGAUUUGGUUUUACUAUAGUUACACUUCUGAUGAUUGUUGUUCAUGCUAAAGGACGGAGUACAUCGUCAUGAUGUAUAUCUAUUAUCAGAAAUUAUAAUUAUUUUUUUUUUAAAUCGAUAGGAGAUUUUUAAAUCUUUUAUAGUGUGUAUACAUUUAGGAAAUAGAUCGUAAUAUGAUAUAAUAUAUUCUAAUAUAAAGAUUGUGCCUAUAUCUUGUAUCAGUAUUAUAUGGAAAGAGACUAUGAAAUGUGUACCGUGUAUUUGUGUCGGUUAAUGAUAUUGUAAAGACAGAUUAAUCAAUCUCAUGCUUAUUUCAAAGCCUUUCAGAUUGUGGAAACUGUUAUAUAUACAAAAUACAUGUAGUGUCUUCUUGAUUUGCAAUCCUAGUUUAUGAUUUGGUGAUUUCUAUACUGAGUAUGCAUUGCUUUAGUAUAUGCAUGUUCUUAAUUCGAGAUUAUUUUGUUGUUCAAGCAUACGUAUUGUGUCUAAAUGAAUGUUAUGUAUAUUAGAUGUAAUAAACUUCAUCUUAUACAAAA
Ostrea edulis (European flat oyster) is the source of this 3290-nucleotide messenger RNA. RefSeq names its product LITAF domain-containing protein-like. The record is from RefSeq and is a predicted model, not a curated record. Gene Ontology annotation, molecular function: zinc ion binding. The transcript is spliced from 4 exons. The coding region runs from base 179 to 589 and encodes 136 amino acids. NCBI's taxonomy places the organism in Eukaryota, Metazoa, Mollusca, Bivalvia, Ostreida, Ostreidae.